Molecule: messenger RNA, 1779 nt
Organism: Hyphopichia burtonii NRRL Y-1933
Lineage: Eukaryota; Fungi; Ascomycota; Pichiomycetes; Serinales; Debaryomycetaceae
Product: bifunctional DRAP deaminase/tRNA pseudouridine synthase
Exons: 1
Coding region: 1-1779 (592 amino acids)
Biological process (GO): pseudouridine synthesis
Molecular function (GO): RNA binding; pseudouridine synthase activity
Source: RefSeq, a predicted model, not a curated record
AUGGUUGGAUCGCCAAAUCCUGAUAUCAAGGGAACCAAACGAUUGAACUCCCCUGGGCCUGCUAAUAAUGGUGCCCCCCAACGGGAUCAAUUAGGUUUCAGAGUCAAACGACAAGUUCUAGAUAAAUUAACAACCACUGCUUACGAACAAUUGGGUGAAGAUUCAUAUGUUGAUUCUACGAAUACUAUCAAUAAGCAUAAAACUAUAGAAGAAGAAGAAGUUGAAGGUGCAGGAUAUUUUAUUGAUGGAAGAUUAAGAAGAGUUAAUCCUUACUUUUUCACCUAUAUGACCUAUUGUAAAAUGAGAUGGAGAGAUCGAAAAUUAGUUGAUAUUUUUGUCAAUGAGUUUAGAGAUCGUGAACCAGAGUUCUAUAAAAAAACUAUAGCUUCCGGCCAAGUGAGUCUCAAUAAAGUACCUGCAAAUUCUGAAUCAGUAGUUAGAAAUGGAGACUUGAUCUCUCAUAGGUGCCACAAGCAUGAACCUGCCGUCACGUCUAGACCGAUCAAAAUCGUCCACGAAGAUGAUGAUUUAGUUGUUAUUGAUAAACCUUCAGGUAUUCCAGUUCAUCCUGCCGGACGAUACCGCUAUAAUACAAUCACCAAAGUUUUUCAACACGAAUAUGGGAAAAUCGUCCAUCCUUGUAAUCGACUCGACAGAUUAACUAGUGGUCUUAUGUUUCUUGGUAAAAAUGCCAAAGGGGCUGAUAAAUUUGUUCAACAAAUUAAAGAUCGCUCCGUUAAGAAGGAAUACAUUGCGAGAGUUGUGGGUAACUUUCCGGUUGGUGAUGAAAAUUGUGAAUUGACUGUUGAUAAACCAUUAACUACUAUAAAUCCAAAGUUAGGGUUUAAUCAAGUUGACCUUGAAAAUGGUAAAGAAGCGCUGACCGUUUUUAAAAGAAUAUCCUAUGAUAUAAAAACAAAUACAUCCGUUGUUAAAUGCCGCCCGUUGACAGGAAGAACUCACCAAAUUAGAGUCCAUUUACAAUAUAUUGGCCACCCAAUUGCUAAUGACCCUAUCUACUCCAGUCCUAAGGUUUGGGGAGAUAACCUAGGCAAAAAUGGUGAAUGUAACCAAGAAGAGAUAAUGGAAAAUUUGGACCGGAUAGGUAAGUCUAUUGCUUGUUCUACUUGGAUUCAUCCUCAGGAAGACGGUGAAGUUUUACUGGGUGAAAAAUGUAAAACAUGUGAGUAUGAUCUUUAUACUGAUCCAGGCCCCAAUGACUUAGAUUUAUGGUUACAUGCUUACAAGUAUGAAGCAGAAGAUAAGUCUUGGUCAUAUAAAACUGAAUACCCUGAUUGGGCUAUUGAUCCACAUAGAGAAUUCAUGGAGCUAGCCUUAGAAAAUGCAAAUAAAUGUGGUGAAACUCAAACUCAAUUUAAUGUUGGUGCUUUACUCACUUUAAAUGGUGAAGUUCUUGCAACUGGUCAUUCACGAGAACUUCCUGGUAAUACUCAUGCUGAACAAUGUGCACUAGAAAAGUAUUUCACUAAGACCGGGAAAAGAGAAGUACCUCCGGGGACCGAAAUCUAUACAACCAUGGAACCAUGUUCCUUAAGGUUGAGUGGUAACGAACCUUGUGUCGAUAGAAUUUUGCAAACUCAGAUCAAAACAUGUUUUGUUGGAGUCUUGGAACCAGAUAUUUUUGUGAAGGAUAACACUGGUUAUAAGAAGUUGACGGAAGCCAAUGUUGAAUAUAUCCAUAUCCCAGGGUAUGAAAAAAAAGCUUUAGAAAUUGCUACAAAAGGUCACGAAAAGAAAGAAGAAACGGAAACCAAAUAA